CAGUUAUCCUACGGGGAGGACUUAGUGAUGGGGCCAGGUUGGGUUGGGAGGGCGUGGAUGGCUCAGGAGUGACGGAUGGAAAAUGUGAAAUGACAGACUUGAUUGCCUUUGGACAGGUAGCAUGGCCUCCCUGCCCACUCGAAACCCUGGGGACCCUGACUUGUCUUCUGGGCUGCCGCCGGCAGUUACUAGGGCAGCUAACCAGAGCGCAGAGGCCUCGGCGGGCAACGAAUCGGCCGCGGGCUCGGGCGCCCAGGCCCUCACGCCCUUCCAGAGCCUGCAGCUGGUGCAUCAGCUGAAGGGGCUGAUCGUGCUGCUCUACAGCAUCGUGGUGGUCGUGGGGUUGGUGGGCAACUGCCUGCUGGUGCUGGUGAUCGCGAGGGUGCGCCGGCUGCACAACGUAACCAACUUCCUCAUCGGCAACCUGGCCUUUUCGGACGUGCUCAUGUGCGCCGCCUGCGUGCCACUCACACUGGCCUACGCCUUCGAGCCACGCGGCUGGGUGUUCGGCGGCGGCUUGUGCCACCUGGUCUUCUUCUUACAGCCGGUUACCGUCUACGUGUCGGUGUUCACGCUAACCACCAUCGCAGUGGACCGCUACGUCGUGCUGGUGCACCCGCUGAGGCGCCGCAUCUCGCUACGCUCAAGCGCCUAUGCCGUGCUGGCCAUCUGGGCGCUCUCCGCGGUGCUGGCGCUGCCGGCUGCCCUGCACACCUACCACGUCGAGCUCAAGCCGCACGACGUGCGCCUUUGCGAGGAGUUCUGGGGUUCGCAGGAGCGCCAGCGCCAGCUCUACGCUUGGGGACUGCUGCUCGGUACCUACCUGCUCCCCCUGCUGGUCAUCCUGCUCUCUUACGUGCGGGUGUCGGUGAAGCUCCGGAACCGCGUGGUCCCGGGCUGCGUGACCCAGAGCCAGGCCGACUGGGACCGUGCGCGGCGCCGCCGCACCUUCUGCUUGCUGGUGAUGGUCGUGGUGGUGUUCGCUGUCUGCUGGCUGCCGCUGCACGUCUUCAACCUGCUUCGUGACCUGGACCCGCGCGCCAUAGACUCCUACGCCUUCGGGCUGGUGCAGCUGCUCUGCCACUGGCUCGCUAUGAGCUCAGCCUGCUACAACCCCUUCAUCUACGCCUGGCUGCACGACAGCUUCCGCGAGGAGCUGCGCAAGUUGUUGCUCACCUGGCCCCGGAAGAUAGCGCCCCACGGCCAGGGCGUGACUGUCACCGUGGUCAUUUGAUACCGGGGUGCCAGACCUGGGCUGGGGAGCUUCAAGACCACUGGGCUCCGAGACUGGACUGGAGUCCUCACUCCCAGCACCAGAGCUGCAACAACACAGUGCAGGACUUAGGUCUAGUCCUCUCUCUCACUGUCUGUUCUUGUGUCUUAGUAAAAUGUUUAGUGGGCU
Molecule: messenger RNA, 1402 nt
Organism: Octodon degus (degu)
Lineage: Eukaryota; Metazoa; Chordata; Mammalia; Rodentia; Octodontidae
Gene: Prlhr
Product: prolactin releasing hormone receptor
Exons: 1
Coding region: 122-1234 (370 amino acids)
Biological process (GO): G protein-coupled receptor signaling pathway
Cellular component (GO): plasma membrane; neuron projection
Molecular function (GO): neuropeptide Y receptor activity; neuropeptide binding
Source: RefSeq, a predicted model, not a curated record